AAACUGCGCGUAAAAUAAAACAAGAUGCGACCUCUAAAUGUGCAUUUAAGAAAUUUUUAAAACAACUGAAGAACUUUUUUUGACAGAUCGAUAACAACAUCCCCGACAACGGGACGCCUGCCGCUAAAUAAUGAAACGAAAUUUUAUUGCAUCUGCUUCUUAGUUAAGCCGAAAAAAAUAAAGACUGAAAAAAAACUUUUAUCGUAGCUCGUAGUUCUGUAAUUAAUUUUAAUAUAUUUAACCGACUGAUUUCUGUUUCCUAUAUAUAUUUAAAUAGACAAUAUAAUUAACAAGGAAUUGACAGUUAAAUAAUAAUAUAAACUAUUAAAUUUAAGUCAGAAUAUAUAAUUUAUUGUGGAGCAAAAAUAUAAGUAGUUACGAAUUUAUGGGUUUGCGUCCGUUACAAAUUAUUCACUUGAUUUAAUGUAACGGUUUUUACAAGUUUUGAAUCUUUCAAAAGUUAAAGAUAAAAUAAAAAUUUUAAAAAUUAAAAAUGCGUCCGGAUUCCCGUAGCGUCUCUUUUACAUUUCACCGUGAGGUUUUGACCGACAAAAAUUCUCCAAGAAUUCCAGCAAAUCGUGGCAAAAAUUUUCGCCAAAGACUUCAAGAUCGAUUUGAUAAAGAAAAACCCGAUGGUAACAACAAAGAUAAAUCUAAAAUUGUUAAAAGUGCUGAUAAAAGUUGGAAUAACAUCAGUCUGAGUACAGUAUCCGCGGACUCACGACGUGUAUUACGAAACGGAGCUGAAAAAUUAUCAAAAACAAUAAUAUCUGUACGAACUACCAUUGGAACUAUUUCCCAGAAAUUCCGGAGUUCAACGAGAAGGAGACAAAUUUUAGAUGAACAGCAAUCGCCCUGUAAUUCUCAGACACCACAGACUUAUUCGCGAACUUUAUUAGGACGUACCCCGACGAAAUUGUACAGCCCAUUUGGUAUUGAAUCACCUAGACGCGCUUGGGGUAAAGAAAAUGAUACCGUUCCAUCGUCAGCGUCAUCGAAAAAUGAAAAUAGUGAAUCGCGACGCCCAUUUCGUUUUAUUAAAAAACGCGGCUUCGCUGCUUUGAGAUAAACUGAUUUUUUUUAAAAACAAAACAUUAUAUCGCUUUGAUACUAUAAUCAAUACGCUGUGUAACUUAUCACAAAUUACACGAAUAAUCUCUUUAGCUUAUGAAAAUUUUCGACCAGUCAUUUAUCAACUAGGUAUCUAUUAAUAUUAUUUAUGAUACACUGUAAAAAAACGGAGUAAGUCCAGGCGGGGUAGGUGUUAAAAUUUUCGGUGUUAAAUUUCAACCCGAAAGUGGUGUUGAAAUAACAUGAUACUGAAGUUAGCAGACGUCUAAUAUUAUUCUGAUCUUUCUUCAGAUGAUAAAAUUUAAAAAAAAAAUAUUUGAAAAAAUCGCACCUGUAGUUUUUAAAAUUUUCUACAUGUGCAAAGUUUUAUUUUAUUUCUUUACAAUUGAUUUGAUGAAAAACAAAAAUUCAAAAAUUUUUAAAUGUUUGCUAACUUCAGGAUCAUUAAAAUAACACCAUCAAAGGUGUAAAUAUUAUUUACCGGUGUUAAAAAUAUUUUACUUUAUGACUAUUGAAAUUUCCUCCAGAUAAUAUUCAUUAAAUUUAUAUAUUUUUUUAUAUGUAAUACAUUUUUUUUCUAAUAUAUAUACGUGCAAUUGUUUUUACACUGAUUUAACACCGGUAUUUCAACACCGCUUUUGAAAAUGUAUUAUUGAUAAUGGUAUCGCUAUUUUUUUACUUUAAUACUAAUUUUUGUACUAUAACACUAUUAAGUAUAAGAUUAAAUCCAGUGAGCACAAAUUUACUUUUAAAAAUUGAAAAAAAU
Molecule: messenger RNA, 1837 nt
Organism: Microplitis demolitor
Lineage: Eukaryota; Metazoa; Arthropoda; Insecta; Hymenoptera; Braconidae
Exons: 3
Coding region: 494-1069 (191 amino acids)
Source: RefSeq, a predicted model, not a curated record